AUGAUCACUGGUCCUUCUCAGGCAGACUGUGCUGUACUUAUUGUGGCUGGAGGUGUAGAUGAGUUUGAAGCUGGUAUCUCAAAGAAUGGACAAACUCGGGAGCAUGCCCUCCUUGCUUAUACCCUGGGGGUAAAGCAACUUAUAAUUGGUGUCAACAAGAUGGAUUCCACUGAACCUCCAUAUACCCAGAAGAGAUUCCAGGAGAUUACCAAGGAGGUCAGUACCUACAUCAAGAAAAUUGGAAUAUGAUCCUCGUUCCGUAGCAUUUGUGCCAUUUUCAUGAUGGCAUGGAGACAACAUGCUGGAGCCUAGCAGCAAUAUUACCUGGUUCAAAGGCUGAAAGGUUGAAAGAAAAGAAGAUGGAGCUACCACUAGAAUUACUCUUCUGGAGGCUCUGGACUGUAUUUUGCCUCCCACAAAACCCACAAACAAACCCCUUCUUCUUCCUCUGCAGGAUGUAUACAAGAUUGGAGGUAUUGGUACUGUACCUGUUGGACGAGUAGAAACUGGUGUCUUGAAGCCAGGUAUUGUGGUAACAUUUGCCCCUGCCGGCAUCACAACAGAAAUGAAGUCUGUGGAAAUGCACCAAGAGGCUCUGACUGAGGUUAUGCCUGAUGACAAAAUAUAUCUGUGA
This is a messenger RNA of Pelobates cultripes (western spadefoot toad), 634 nucleotides long. The record is from the annotation of a GenBank genome assembly. Lineage: Eukaryota; Metazoa; Chordata; Amphibia; Anura; Pelobatidae.